Durusdinium trenchii is the source of this 1436-nucleotide messenger RNA. The record is from the annotation of a GenBank genome assembly. NCBI's taxonomy places the organism in Eukaryota, Dinophyceae, Suessiales, Symbiodiniaceae.
GUAAAAUAGGCUGAGUGACAUGCUAGGUUGCCUCUUCAUGCAUGGCUCCUUUGCCGGCUUGGAAGAAGGUUUUGUAUUUGAAGCAGCCGUACGAUGACAACUACGUAGAUUCUUCUUUUCUUGAUUCACUGAAAGUCAAUGCGCAUCUACAAAAAUACGAGUUUUGGGCCCUGUGGCACGAUGCUCUCUCGAUCAUUUUCCAGCUUUCUUUGGUAGUGAUGUUUCUUAACGUCUGGUGGAGGAUGCAACAAUCGUUGUGGAAUCUACAAGGGCUCUUGGUGCUUGAUGGAAUCCUUUUCGGAGGUUUCAUUCUAGGAUGGAGAAGAGAGCACACAGUGGAGGCUCUUCUGGACGUGUUGCAAGCUGCCAAGAUCAUUUUUCCGCUUUGGGUCCUUGCGCCACUGCUGCAGACUUUGACCAGAAGCUGGAGUGAUGACACAAUCGCUGCCAUUGCUAGCAUCCUUUUGGUGUUGCACGUGGCUUCCUUUCGCUACAAGGAUUCUCCGGUUUUGUCUCAGGGUUCAGCAUCAACAGCUGCCAGUCCUGGGGCUGUGCGCUCUUUGGCUGGUGGCCCAACUGCCUUGAAUGCGGCAAUGCUUGCGGCAACCAUCCUCGCCUCGCGCCUGCUGACUGCUCAAGAGGUCUUUGCCUUUAUGAGUUUUGCUAUGGAGGUCUUCGUGCUGCCAAGGAGAAGAAUUGCUGCGUUGUUUCCUGCGUGGCUCUAUUUCUUGAUGACCUUGCGCUUUUCGCACUGCAUUUUCCUGUCGCUGCCCCAAGGUCUUGACGGUGUUCGUCCUCUUUUUUUCCUCUUUAUGUGCUCUGGUUAUGACUGGUUUCACCGUGGCAGAAACUUGGCAAAGCAGCAUUUCAGCGACUCAUUGGCAAGAUGUCUACAUUUAUAUACAAUUCUUUAGCACCAAGGCCGCUGCCUUUGUCAUAGUGACUGCCAUGAUUGGACUUCUCAGUCCCGCAUUGUUCCUGUGCGUGCAGCGACACAAAGCUCAAAUCCAGGGACCUUGGGACAUUGCCCAUGUAAUGCCUUCGCUUGGACGAUCUCAGCAUCUCAAAUAAUGGAAGCUGUCAUCAUUAGUAAGUGCAGGCGGAAAUCAUGGACAGCAAGCAAAUGAUAUGGCUUGCAGGGAGUUCUUCACGGCUAAAAGAGAUCGCUUUUUCUUUUUUAAUAGUUCUCUUUCUCUUGACUUGAAACAAGCGGCAGCUGCUGUCUCCAUGCGUCGUAGUCUAGCAGCAUGUCAGUACUUUCCAUGUGCUGUGUAUGUGCAGCUAUACAGCCCUUGUUUCUGCAAUACAAUGAAUUACUAAAAUGCUGGUGAUGUAUCUUCUUGUCAUGCUUGCGAGCUUAGCAAUGAGAGUAGGAGUAGUAGUAGUGGUGGUAGUAGUAAUUGGUAGUAAUUGGUAGUAGUAGUAGUAGUAGUAGU